Messenger RNA from Loxodonta africana (African savanna elephant), 1897 nucleotides. RefSeq names its product solute carrier family 24 member 4 (gene SLC24A4). The transcript has 17 exons. Gene Ontology annotation, cellular component: plasma membrane. The coding region runs from base 1 to 1872 and encodes 623 amino acids. Gene Ontology annotation, molecular function: calcium channel activity; calcium, potassium:sodium antiporter activity. The record is from RefSeq and is a predicted model, not a curated record. Gene Ontology annotation, biological process: intracellular calcium ion homeostasis; calcium ion transmembrane transport; sensory perception of smell. NCBI's taxonomy places the organism in Eukaryota, Metazoa, Chordata, Mammalia, Proboscidea, Elephantidae.
AUGGCGCUCCGCAGGCCCCUCCAGCCGCCGCGCAAAGUUCGCAGGAGGCGAGAGAUGCUGCUGCAGCAAGUUGGCUUCGUGUGCGCGGUGCUGGCCCUGGUGUGCUGUGCAUCUGGCCUCAUCGGCAGCUUGGGGCAUGAAACAGCUUCUGCUAGCCAACAUGUUCCACCAGACUCAUGGAGAAAUAGAAAGCUGAUGGCACCAGUCAACGGGACUCAGGCCACUAAGAACUGCACAGAUCCUGCGAUUCACGAGUUCCCCACAGACCUGUUCUCCAACGAGGAGCGACAGCAUGGAGCCGUCCUGCUACAUAUCCUUGGUACCCUGUACAUGUUCUACGCGUUGGCCAUCGUGUGCGAUGACUUCUUUGUUCCAUCUCUAGAGAAGAUCUGCGAGAGACUUCAUCUGAGCGAAGAUGUGGCUGGAGCCACCUUCAUGGCUGCAGGAAGCUCGACGCCAGAGCUGUUUGCAUCUGUUAUUGGUGUGUUCAUCACCCAUGGAGACGUGGGAGUUGGGACCAUCGUAGGCUCCGCUGUGUUCAACAUCCUGUGUAUAAUCGGAGUCUGUGGGCUGUUCGCUGGACAGGUGGUGCGCCUGACGUGGUGGGCCGUGUGCCGGGACUCUGUGUACUACACGCUCUCUGUCAUCGUGCUUAUUGCGUUCAUAUACGAUGAAGAAAUUGUGUGGUGGGAAGGCUUGGUGCUCAUCAUCUUGUAUGUGUUUUAUAUUCUGAUCAUGAAGUACAAUGUGAAGAUGCAAGCCUUCUUCACACUCAAACAAAAGACCGUCGCAAAUGGCAGCACGGUCAACAACGAGCUGGAGGAUGGUAAUGGUUACUAUGACGUUAACUAUGAUGACCCUUCCAUGCCAUUGCUGGGGCAAGUGAAGGAGAAGCCGCAAUAUGGCAAAAACCCCGUGGUGAUGGUGGAUGAGAUCAUGAGCUCCAGCCCUCCCAAGUUCAGCUUCCCAGAGGCGGGCCUACGUGUAAUGAUCACCAAUAAAUUUGGGCCCAGGACCCGACUACGGAUGGCCAGCAGGAUCAUAAUUAAUGAGCGGCAGAGACUGAUCAACUCGGCAAACAGCGUGAGCAGCAAGCCGCUUCAAAACGGGAGGCACGAAAACAUAGAGAAUGGGAACAUUCCCACAGAAAACUCUGAAGACCCUCAGCAGGACCAGGAGCAGCAGCCGCCACCACCCCCGCCACCCCCAGAGCCAGAGCCAGUUGAGACUGCCUUCCUGUCCCCCUUUUCCAUACCCGAAACAAAAGGGGACAAAGCCAAGUGGCUGUUCUCCUGGCCGCUCAUCUUCCUCCUGUGUAUCACCGUCCCCAACUGCAGCAAGCCCUCCUUGGAGAAGUUUUUCAUGGUCACCUUCAUCACUGCGACUCUGUGGAUCGCCGUGUUCUCCUACCUGAUGGUGUGGCUGGUGACUAUUAUUGGGUACACACUUGGGAUUCCUGAUGUCAUCAUGGGCAUUACUUUCCUGGCGGCAGGGACGAGUGUUCCAGACUGCAUGGCCAGCUUAAUCGUGGCAAGACAAGGCCUUGGGGACAUGGCGGUCUCUAACACCAUAGGAAGCAACGUGUUUGACAUCCUCGUAGGACUCGGGAUACCGUGGGGCCUGCAGACCAUGGUUAUUAAUUAUGGAUCCACGGUGAAGAUCAACAGCCGAGGUCUGGUCUACUCCGUGGUGCUGUUGCUGGGCUCUGUCGCUCUUACCGUCCUCGGCAUCCACCUUAACAAAUGGAGACUGGACCGGAAGCUGGGCGUCUACGUGCUGGUUCUCUACGCUGUCUUCCUGUGCUUCUCCAUAAUGAUAGAGUUCAACGUCUUCACCUUCGUCAACUUGCCCAUGUGCCGAGAAGAUGACUAAAGCUGAGCCGCUGCCCACGGGGAGU